AAUAAUAAUAAUAAUAAUAAUCAAAGGAAUAGAUAUUGGGGAGGUAACAACAAUAGGAACGAUAAUUAUAGAAGAAAUAAACAUUUCGACUUCAUUGAUUAUUCUCAAGAUCCUACAAAAUUCUUUGUACCAGGUUUCAUAGACACUCAUAUCCAUGCAUCUCAAUUUCCUAAUAUCGGUAUAGGUUUAGAUUGUCCUUUGUUAGAUUGGUUAAGUACUUAUACGUUCCCAUUGGAAAAUGAAUUUACUGAUUCUAAUUCAACCAAUUCCAAGUUAAAAUUCGCUGAAGGUGUAUAUUCCAAGGUCAUUGAAAAGACUUUAAAUAGUGGUACCACAUGUGCAUCAUAUUUCACUACCAUUGAUCCUCAAACCACUAACUUAUUUGCUGAAUUAUUAUUAAGAUUCGGUCAACGAGGAUUUGUAGGUAAAGUAUGUAUGGAUCACAAUGAAACUUAUGAAGAUUAUCUGGAAACAUUUGAAGAAUGUAUUGAAUCCAUGAAUUCAAUCAUUGAACAUGUUCACAAUUUAAAUCCUGAUGAUGAAACUUUAGUAAAACCAAUUAUCACACCUAGAUUUGCACCUGUUUGUACUAGAGAUCUUUUAUUCUUCUUGGGUCAAUUGAGUAAGACUCACAAUUUACCUAUUCAAACUCAUAUAAGUGAAAAUGAAAAAGAAAUUGAAUUGGUUCAUGAUUUAUUCCCAGAUUGUGAUGAUUAUGCUUCUGUAUAUAAGAAACAUAAUUUAUUAGGUGAUUCAACUAUCUUAGCUCAUGCUAUUCAUUUGACCAAAAAAGAAAGAAAGAUUAUAAAGGAAAAGAAUUGUUCCAUCAGUCAUUGUCCAACUUCCAAUACUUUUAUUUCAAGUGGUGAGGCUCCAAUUAAACAAUAUCUUUAUGAAGAUGGAAUUAAUGUUUCAUUAGGUACUGAUGUUAGUGGUGGAUUUGAUCUGAGUAUCUUAGGAAUAAUUAAACAUUGUAUUUUAGUUAGUCAUCAUUUAGCAAUGAAGACUAAAAAUCAAAAGGAUAAAUUAUCAAUUAAGGAUGCUCUUUAUAUGGCAACUCAGGGAGGUGCCAAGGCAGUUGGUAUGGAAGAUCAACUUGGAUCAUUUGACUUAGGAAAAAAGUUUGAUGUACAAUUAAUUGAUUUAAAGAGUCAAGAUUCAAGUGUAGAUGUUUUUGAUUGGCAAUUGCCAUUUCAACUUCAUCAAGAUAGAAGAGAUAAUCCGUUAACGGAUUUAGAAAAAGUUAACAAAAUGGUUGAUUUAUUAGGUAAAUGGAUUUUCAGUGGGGAUGACAGAAACUGUAUUAAAGUUUGGUGUAACGGUAGGUUAGUAGUUAAUAAGCUUCGUCAUAACUAUGAUGAUAGGUGGGUUAUGGUUGAAAAAUAUUAAAUGUUUGCGGGCAGACUAACUCCUAACACCGAUAAGUUACUAUUAUCAGACAUUAACUAAGUUAGUAGAUGAAUAAUAUAAUAAUAU
Scheffersomyces amazonensis is the source of this 1476-nucleotide messenger RNA. RefSeq names its product guanine deaminase. Lineage: Eukaryota; Fungi; Ascomycota; Pichiomycetes; Serinales; Debaryomycetaceae. Gene Ontology annotation, molecular function: guanine deaminase activity; zinc ion binding. Gene Ontology annotation, cellular component: cytosol. The coding region runs from base 436 to 1389 and encodes 317 amino acids. The transcript has a single exon. Gene Ontology annotation, biological process: guanine metabolic process. The record is from RefSeq and is a predicted model, not a curated record.